AUGGCAUCCGGAGACGGCCCGGCCCUGCCUCACAGGAGCGUCUCCAACAUCCGAUCCGCUCCAGGCCAGCAAUCAACAUCCUCAGGGCCGCAUACACCGCCGCGCGCCAUCUCAGGCUCGUACGGCUCGCCGGCCACCAUCCGCGCAGACGAUGACUUCCUGCUCAUAGAAAUCGGGUCUCGGCAUAUUCGCGUGGGCUUUGCCGGAGACAACGUCCCCAAGGCCGUGCUGUCGAGCGGGCCGCGAGACCAGCGGCGCGCUGGCGACUUCAGUCAGUGGACCGAGUCAGAAGCGCCAGGAGCGCAUUGGGCAUCUGAUCAUGAAAUCUGGCGUUACGACCUGCGAGAUUUCGAUCUCGGUUUGUUCCAGGAUAAGCUGGAGAGAGUGUUGCGCGAUGCCUUCACCCGACUUCUGCUCAUUGACUCGCGGCCACGGCGAGCUGGCCUGGUGCUAGACUCUGCCGUCCCUAUACCGCUUUUAUCAGCCGUUCUCGAUGUUCUCUUUACCCAAUUCCAGGCACCGCUCAUCUCCUUGCUGGCUUCGCCAACAAUGACAACCGUUGCGGCAGGCGUCCGCUCAGCACUCGUCAUUGACAUGGGCUGGUCCGAAACUGUUGUCACGAGCGUCUACGAAUACCGUGAGGUCAAGUGCACGCGCAGUAUACGAGGAGGGAGGAGUCUUUUGAACAAAACCUACAAGUUAUUGCACAAAGUCAUCACUGGGAAGGAGGACGAGCAAGAAUCACGCGAGUCCGACCAUGUCAUCACCUUCUCCGAAUGCGAAGACAUCAUGUGUCGACUGAUGUGGUGCAGGGGCGCAGCAUACAAAUCAACACAAAGACAGUCGACGCAGCUGGACACUGUGGUAGAGCAAGACGAAACAGAGAUGGAUGCAUCUCACCCACGAGGAGACGCCAGGAUUCCGCUGCGGUCAGCCUCGCCGCCAGAGAACAUCGAAGUGUCGUUCGAGAAGCUGGCAGAUGUUUGCGACGACGCCAUGUUUGAUCCUUCGGCCAACCCAUCGUCCUUUGACGAUCAUGAGCUUCCUCUGCACUGGCUUGUGUAUCAGCAUCUACUUCAGCUACCACUCGACGUUAGAGCUGUUUGCAUGUCUCGCAUCAUGUUCACAGGUGGCUGCUCAAACAUCCUGGGCAUCAAGGAGCGGCUGGUCGAUGAGGUUGCCAGCAUCGUUGACAAACGCGGCUGGACUCCAGUCACCGGCAAGGGCGCCGAUCGCUUACGCAAUAGUACACAAAUUCGUCGCAGCAGUGCCAUCUCACGCUCUGUCGAGUCGCCCGCUCCUUCAGAGUCGAGCGACGAUACGGAGCGAUCCCGAUCCCGACCAAGCUCCAUCGCUACACAGACCGAAGAGGAUGCCAUUGAGGCAAAGCUAGCAAGGAAUCGGAAAGUCCUGCCCCAGUUCCAAGGACAGCUGCGCGUGCUUCACUCCCUGGGGCCUUGGACUGGUGCAAGCCUGCUAUGCCAACUCAAGAUUCCUGCCAUGGCGACCGUCGACAGGGAACUCUGGUUGCAACAGGGCGCUAGCGGAGCAUCGCGGGCCGGUGAUGUGGACAUGAAAAUGCAGCAGAGGCAAAGUAUGGGAGCCGGCGGUUUGAUAAGAGCAAGCGGUGGGCACCAUGUAAAUUGGACGUUGGGAACUUGGGGCUCUAUAUGA
Molecule: messenger RNA, 1674 nt
Organism: Cordyceps fumosorosea ARSEF 2679
Lineage: Eukaryota; Fungi; Ascomycota; Sordariomycetes; Hypocreales; Cordycipitaceae
Product: Actin-like protein
Exons: 2
Coding region: 1-1674 (557 amino acids)
Biological process (GO): microtubule-based movement
Source: RefSeq, a predicted model, not a curated record